This is a messenger RNA of Physella acuta, 1686 nucleotides long. RefSeq names its product G-protein coupled receptor 61. Lineage: Eukaryota; Metazoa; Mollusca; Gastropoda; Physidae. Gene Ontology annotation, cellular component: plasma membrane; signaling receptor complex; endosome. Gene Ontology annotation, biological process: G protein-coupled receptor signaling pathway. Gene Ontology annotation, molecular function: G protein-coupled receptor activity. The record is from RefSeq and is a predicted model, not a curated record.
AUGAUCAUCAACCUGACAACCCCUCUAGCCAACCUCUCGGCUCUAGACAACAGCAGCCAGUUGCUGGGCAACCAGACGACCACGCAGCCGACAGAGAUAUUCGCAGUGUUCAUCAUGGCGGCGCUCGUGUUCCUCUCCUUCCACGGGAACCUUUGGAUCGUCAUCGUCAUUCUCAUCACACCCCAGCUGCGGGCCUCCAUGGCCAACAUCUUCGUCAUCAACUUGUGCUGUGUGGACCUGGUGGCCUCAGUCACGGCCAUGCCCAUGUCGGCCGUGACAUUUGUCUUGGGGGAAGAUGGCCUCGGGCCAGCAGCAUGUGAGGCGAGCGGCUUCCUCAACACGUGUGUGAUGGUGUCGUCGGUGUUGUCGUUGUCGGUCAUCUCGAUAGAGCGCUACUACACCAUCUCCCUGCCCAUGCACCACGCCGGCCACGCCACCCCCUGCCUGUACCUCAUCACAGUCACGGGGGUCUGGGUCACCAGCCUAGUGGCGGCCAUGUUUCCUUUGCUGGGCGUCAAUUCUUACAGGUAUCGCCCGUCAAGAAGAAUGUGCUCCUUUUACCUGCAAGCAGAAAACACGGGCGACAAGGCAUUCGUCGCCAUCAUAUUUCUCGUUUCGUUUCUUAUUCCUACCGUCAUUUUACUGACAAUGUACGCAGGCAUAUUCCGUGUGGCUAAAAAGGCAGCAACGGUGAUUUCCCCUAGCCAAUCAGGACCUUCUUGUGAUCCUGUGACACGCGUGAAUAUGGACGAUCGGAUCUUCGCGAUUACGCAUGCGCAAAACAACCACGGCAAUCCAUUGCCCCGUGAGACACCUCGCGUCAACGUGCAGGAUGUUUCAGCAAACGGUUCGGAAGCCAUUUUGAAUAAUCAGAUUUAUUUCCGGCGUCUCUCAAUAGAGGAUUCUGGGAUACGAACAGCGGAGAUAACGGACACAAUGUCGGCUAAUUCUUGUAACAAUAAUGAUAACGACGAGGAGCGGAAGCCGACAAAAGGUCGGCUUGACAUAGAUAAAGCUAACAAACUGAAACUAAAUUGCGCGGGUAGGAAAGCUGAUUCCUACCACACCAGUAGAACGGCUGGUCGAGAACAGACAUCAUCAUCAGCAUUAAACAUCACGUCAGCCCACAUCCCACUACACAACCAGCCUCACACAUCCAAAACUAGACCAAGCCACUCUAAAGCUUUCAAAACGUUGAUGAUAAUUGUAGUGUCCUACGUCAUUCUCUGGGGCCCGUACUUCGCCUGUCUGCUACACGACUUCACCUGUGGGAGGUCGGCGUCGCAAGUUCUGGAACUUCUCACCACCUGGCUCAGCUUCGCCAGCUAUGCCGUGAACCCGGUCCUGUACGGCUGCAUGAACCGGAUGAUCAGAGAGGAGCUCUUCAGACUCUGGAACUCCUUCUGGAACUUCUGCUGCUGCUGUCAAUGUCUGUGCUGCAGCAGUCGAGGCGAGGCUUGGAUCGUGUUCCAGAUACCGUGCAGGAGGAAGCACGCGGACACCAGCGAGACCCCCGAGGUGAUUGUGGGGGGUGAGGACGAGCUGCCGGGCGGGGCGGAGAGUUUUUACCAGUUUCUUCAGAGGACGCAGGCCAGUGACGUCACCAACUCGCCGCCGGUGCGAAAUGGGUCUAAAAUGACCAGCCUGGAACUGGGAAGUCUGCCAAGACAAAACGGACACGUUUAG